Messenger RNA from Dufourea novaeangliae, 1182 nucleotides. Its product is annotated as probable malate dehydrogenase, mitochondrial. Lineage: Eukaryota; Metazoa; Arthropoda; Insecta; Hymenoptera; Halictidae. Gene Ontology annotation, biological process: tricarboxylic acid cycle. The transcript has 3 exons. Bases 1 to 1182 code for a protein of 393 amino acids. The record is from RefSeq and is a predicted model, not a curated record. Gene Ontology annotation, cellular component: cytoplasm; mitochondrion. Gene Ontology annotation, molecular function: L-malate dehydrogenase (NAD+) activity.
AUGAUUGGAAUGCAACGGUGCCUUUUCCGAUCCAUCAGAAAAAAUAUAUCGAGUCGUCUCUGUCGCAGCAUUUCGAAAAUACCGACUGACAAAAAAAAAGUCAAGAACCCAAAGUGCAUUGAAAAUGCUGAAAAAUCCAAGAAAGAAACUGAUCCUGAUAACUCGAACAGAACCGAAUUCAAUAGUUACGAUUGCUUCCUUCCAGAUCGCAAAGGUGACGUUCAAGUCUGUAUAAUUGGAGGAGGCGAAGCACCAAUUUACACAGCUGUUCUUUUAAAACAAUCACGAUUGAUAAAACGCGUGAACCUAGUAGACACGACUGAUUCAAUGGCUAGCGCAAUUUUAGAUAUAAAUCACAUCGAUACUUCUACUCAAAUCAAGUACUACAAGAGGAAACAUUUAAAAAAUGCCCUUAAAGAAACAAACAUUAUCGCGUUAAUGGAUGAAGCAGACACGAACGUGAUGGAUUUGAACCCGAGAACUCGGUUUGAAGCGGCGUCAUCGUACGUGUACGAAAUGGCCGAGCAAAUGGUCACGGUUAGCGCGGACGCAUUGGUGGCCGUUUUUGUUCGGCCGGUCACGGCGAUGCUUCCGAUGGUUUCGGAGAUCUACAAGCUCGCAGGAUGGUGGGAUCCAGACAGAAUCGUUGGUUCCACGUCCCUUGAACGUAUGCGAAUGGAAGCAACCACAGCGAAUCUCUUAGACCUGAAUCCGGCGUUCCUAUCGGUCCCCAUGGUCGCUGGCGCGGAUCCGUACACCAUCGUCCCUCUUCUGUCACGAGCUAGUCCUAUCAACCGGUUCACCUAUGCGCAACAAGAAAUGUUACUACAAUCGUUGCGUGGCGCGGACAAGGAAAUGGCACGCAUCGAAGCUAAGGGACCAGUACUGUCAGUCGGAGCAGCCGCAGCUAAGUUGAUUCUCGCGCUUGCCGGUGGACUUACCGGAUCACCAAAUGUCAUCUCUAGCGGUUACGUUCGAUCGAAUGUUUUACCGGUGUGCCGAUUCUUCACGACCGAAUUGCAGUUAGGACCUGGAGGAGUGCAAAAAAAUUAUGGAUUACCAAAAAUGUCACCGGCGGAAUUAGUACUUGUCGAACAAGCGAUCCCUAUAAUUAACGAACACAUUCACAUGGCAAUGAAAGCGGUUUCCAGCUGCAGCCACGUCAAGCGAAAAAGUCUAUAA